AUGUCGUCCAGGAGGAAGCAAAGGGAACCAAAGGAAGAAAAUGUGACCCUUGGACCUGCUUUACGGGACGGAGAACAUGCAUUUGGUGUGGCUCACAUUUUUGCAUCAUUUAAUGAUACUUUCAUUCAUGUGACUGAUUUGUCUGGAAGAGAAACCCUCGUUCGCAUUACUGGUGGUAUGAAGGUAAAGGCUGAUAGAGACGAGUCUUCACCGUAUGCGGCCAUGCUUGCAGCACAGGAUGUGUCUCAGAGAUGCAAGGAACUAGGAAUUACUGCUCUUCAUAUUAAGCUCCGUGCCACUGGCGGCAACAAAACCAAGACACCUGGUCCUGGUGCUCAGUCUGCACUACGGGCUCUUGCUCGUUCAGGAAUGAGAAUUGGCCGCAUUGAGGAUGUGACUCCAAUCCCAACUGACAGCACCAGAAGGAAGGGUGGUAGAAGAGGUAGAAGAUUGUAA
This is a messenger RNA of Prunus armeniaca (apricot), 456 nucleotides long. Lineage: Eukaryota; Viridiplantae; Streptophyta; Magnoliopsida; Rosales; Rosaceae. The record is from the annotation of a GenBank genome assembly.